CGCAUAUCAAUAUGUCAAGCAAAACGUCAGUGUUCAAAAAUAAUGAAUUUUAAUUCAAAUGUUUAAUCCAAUCGAAUUAAAACGUUUAAUAUAAUAUAAAUAUAAGACAUCAUGUCUGAAAAGAAAUGUAUUUACAAAGCUCAUGACAGUGAAGAAGACGAUGUCUUAGCUUCACCUUGUUUUAAAAUUGGUCCAGAAGUGCAAUUGAAGGAUGUUCCCACUACUGGUGAAGAAUAUCUUCUCAGAGUUAUGAAAGAACGACAAAAUUAUUCAGCAGUAACUAAAUGUACAAAGGAUUAUUCGAAGUAUUUAAAAAAUCAGUCAUGUUUUGUUGUAGAGGUUCCGCAUGCUAAAGCCCCAGACACACUUAUACCAACUAUAGAAUGGCAAAAUAUUCAAGUGGCAGACUUUUCUGAUGUUCGAAUGUAUAUAUCUAGAUUACAAGCAAACAAAUCACUGUGGCCAAGUAGUUUAGAAAAAAUUAAGAUUAGAGAGAACACUUUAAGAGGUUGGAAAGAUUUUUUUGUUCAAAGAGAACCAACAUUGUCUUGUGUACUUGGAUUACCAUCUACUCUUUUAGAUAGAGGUCUGGAAGUGCUGACAGAAAUAUUAGCUGAAGUAAAAUAUGGAGAGUCAAUAGAUCACAAAACUGGACAAUGGAUUUAUGCAUUCUUAGCAUGUACAAGACAACCACUAUUAUCUGAUACAAUUAGUAUAUUAAGAGACUUAGCUAGAAAAUGUGCUGAAAUAAGGUCUCAUAUAAAACCCGAUGAUGAAAACUCCAAACUUUUUGCAGCACCCCUUAACAUAUUUAUAUGCAUAAUAGCUAGGUAUUUUAGACAAUAUGAUUUAGCUGAUUAAUUUUUAUGUAAAUUAGGAUUUUAUUUUAUCAAGAUAAAUUUAACAUCUGUGCAAAAAUGAAGACAAAGCUAGGGAAAAGUUGAAAAUGAAUAUUUUAAAAUAUGGACUCUACAACAUAUAUUUGAGCUUUAAAGUUUUAACUGCUAAUUAAAUAAGGUUGUACUUGAACUUUUGGGGCUUAUAUAUAUGUAUGUUUCAUUAUAUCAUUGUGAAUAUUUUUAAUUUAUGAUCUAGCUUAUGAGAACAUAAACUUAUAAGAUUGUUUAAGACUGUGUUUCCCAAACUAUGAGGUUGCCAGCAAACAGUGAAUGGGUUCUAAUAGGUGAUUUGCCACUGACAUUUUUUUUGUUACUAUUAUAUACAAAUAACAGCAUUAAAAAUCUCCAAAACUUAAUAGAAUCACUAAUCAGUCUAUGCUGUUACAUGCACACAUGAAAGUCUAAGCUAACAGUAUGCAAAUCAAUGACCGGAGUCCAUGUUUCAAGAACAACUGAUAUUUAUGCCCUCUUUUUCUCUAAGACAGCUAACAGUU
This is a messenger RNA of Diatraea saccharalis (sugarcane borer), 1393 nucleotides long. The record is from the annotation of a GenBank genome assembly. NCBI's taxonomy places the organism in Eukaryota, Metazoa, Arthropoda, Insecta, Lepidoptera, Crambidae.